Diabrotica virgifera virgifera (western corn rootworm) is the source of this 4690-nucleotide messenger RNA. RefSeq names its product zinc finger protein 235-like. Gene Ontology annotation, biological process: regulation of transcription by RNA polymerase II; central nervous system development. The record is from RefSeq and is a predicted model, not a curated record. Bases 474 to 2045 code for a protein of 523 amino acids. NCBI's taxonomy places the organism in Eukaryota, Metazoa, Arthropoda, Insecta, Coleoptera, Chrysomelidae. The transcript has 2 exons. Gene Ontology annotation, cellular component: nucleus. Gene Ontology annotation, molecular function: DNA-binding transcription activator activity, RNA polymerase II-specific; RNA polymerase II cis-regulatory region sequence-specific DNA binding.
UUGAGAAUUCCGAAUAAUUUAUGAGUAUUACUUAGAUAUUAUUUAAAUAAAAUACUUUAACAAGCUUAGUAAGUUUUGGUAUUUUAUUUUAAUAAUAUAGGUGAGAUUAUUUCUUGUAAAAUAACAAGAUAUUUUAAUUAGUAACGAAAUUGCCCGCAAGAGGCGCUAAACGGAUAAAAUUAAUGCUUGUCCAUUUGAAUUUCCCGCCAAAUGGUGAUUAGUUAACACAUCGCUCGCAAAUGGCGUAAGGAACCAAAUUUUUACAGUGAGUUGCCUAUCUAUCUGGUAAUACUAUAUAUUAUUUAUCUAUGUAUGGAACACUCUGAAGUCUGAAGCACUGAAUGAAGUGUCUUUGUUUACUUUUACUUUACUGAUUAACUUUUAGUUACCAAAAGACUGUUCUAAAGUUUUUAAAAAUUUAUUUAUAGUAUUAUAUUUGUGUAAUCAUAAAACUGAAAUAAUUAACAAAUAAAAUGGAAACAACACAAGAACCCAGUGAGGUUAGUGCGAAUAUUUGUAAAAUAGAAACAGAAACACAUAAUGAAAACUAUGAUGGUACUUUUGAUGUCUUCAAAAUUGAAAUUAAGGAAGAACCUAAGACUGAAAGUGCAUACAACGAUUUUGAUUCUUUAGACUCAAAAAAUAUAUUCCUAAAAACUGAAGUAGAACAAGAUGAACAUAGAUUUACACCAUUUGAAGAAAAGCAAACAACAAAUGAAGAAAGUUAUAUCCAAGAGGAGAGCAAAUUGGAAAUUAUGGAGACACUACCUCAACAUUCAUCUUACGAAGGACAAGUCGAAGGAAAAGCAUUAGAUCAAAAUAUGAAAGUGGCGAAUGGACUGAGAUCUUUCAAAUGCGAAGUUUGUUUUAAGAAGUUUUCUCGAAAUGAUCAUUUAAAAAAUCAUUUGCGAAUACACACUGAAGAAAAACCAUACAAGUGUAAAAUUUGUUGUAAGCAUUUUAACCAGUCAAGUAGUUUAAAAACACAUUUGAAAAUGCACAGUGAGGAAAAACCGUAUAGGUGUGAAACUUGCUUAAAACAAUUUCGUACUGCAAAGGAUUUGAAAAUACAUUUGAGAAUUCACACUGGAGAAAAACCAUACAAGUGCGAGAUUUGUCUUAAACGUUUUAGUACAGCAGAUAAUUUAGAAACACAUUUGAGAGUACACACUGGAGAAAUACCUUACAAGUGUGAAAUUUGUUUUAAACAAUUUAGUCAAGCGUGUAAUUUGAAGAUACAUUUGACAAUGCACACUGGAGAAAAACCAUACAAGUGCGAGAUUUGUUUUAAACGUUUUAUUACAGCAGAUAAUUUAGAAACACAUUUGAGAGUACACACUGAAGAAACACCUUACAAGUGUGAAAUUUGUUUUAAGCAGUUUAGUCAAGCAUGCAAUUUGAAAACACAUUUGACAGUGCACACUGGAGAAAAACCAUACAAGUGUGAAACAUGCUUAAAAAAAUUUCGUACUGCAAAGAAUUUGAAAAUACAUUUGCGAAUACACACUGGAGAAAAACCAUACAAGUGUAAAAUUUGUUGUAAGCAUUUUAACCAGUCAAGUAGUUUAAAAACACAUUUGAAAAUACACAGUGGGGAAAAACCGUACAAGUGUGAAACUUGCUUAAAACAAUUUCGUACUGCAAAGGAUUUGAAAAUACAUUUGAGAAUUCACACUGGAGAAAAACCAUACAAGUGCGAGAUUUGUCUUAAACGUUUUAGUACAGCAGGUAAUUUAGAAACACAUUUGAGAGUACACACUGGAGAAACACCUUACAAGUGUGAAAUUUGUUUUAAGCAGUUUAGUCAAGCAUGCAAUUUGAAAACACAUUUGACAGUGCACACUGGAGAAAAACCAUACAAGUGUGAAACAUGCUUAAAACAAUUUCGUACUGCAAAGAAUUUGAAAAUACAUUUGCGAAUACACACUGGAGAAAAACCAUACAAGUGUAAAAUUUGUUGUAAGCAUUUUAACCAGUCAAGUAGUUUAAAAACACAUUUGAAAAUACACAGUGGGGAAAGCCGUACAAGUGUGAAACUUGCUUAAAACAAUUUCGUACUGCAAAGGAUUUGAAAAUACAUUUGAGAAUUCACACUGGAGAAAAACCAUACAAGUGCGAGAUUUGUCUUAAACGUUUUAGUACAGCAGGUAAUUUAGAAACACAUUUGAGAGUACACACUGGAGAAACACCUUACAAGUGUGAAAUUUGUUUUAAGCAGUUUAGUCAAGCAUGUAAUUUGAAAACACAGUUGAGAGUGCACACUGGAGAAAAGCGAUACAAGUGUGGAACUUGCUUAAAACAAUUUCGUACUGCAAAGGAUUUAAAAAUACAUUUGAGAAUUCACACUGGAAAAAAACCAUACAAGUGCGAGAUUUGUUUUAAAUGUUUUAGUACAGCAGAUAAUUUAGAAACACAUUUGAGAGUACACACUUUAGAAACACCUUACAAGUGUGAAAUUUGUUUUAAGCAAUUUAGUUAAGCGUGUAAUUUGAAGAUACAUUUGAGAAUGCACACUGGAGAAAAACCAUACAAGUGCGAGAUUUGUUUUAAACGUUUUAGUACAGCAGAUAAUUUAGAAACACAUUUGAGACUACACACUGGAAAAACACCUUACAAGUGUGAAAUUUGUUUUAAGCAGUUUAGUCAAGCAUGUAAUUUGAAAACACAUUUGAGAGUGCACACUGGAGAAAAACCAUACAAGUGUGAAACUUGCUUAAAACAAUUUCGCAUUGCGAGUGAUUUGAAAAUACAUUUAAGCGUACACACUGGAGAAAAACUUUACAAGUGCGAGAUUUGUUUUAAACAAUUUAGUCAAUCAAAUAAUUUGAAAACACAUUUGAGAGUGCACACUGGAGAAAAACCAUACAAGUGUGAAACUUGCUUAAAACAAUUUCGCAUUGCAAGUGAUUUGAAAAUACAUUUAAGCGUACACACUGGAGAAAAACUUUACAAGUGCGAGACUUGUUUUAAACAAUUUAGUCAAUCAAAUACAGUGGAACCCCGUUAACUCGGAUUAAUUGGGACCGCGGCCGAUCCGGGUUAUCGAAAAUCCGGGUUAGCCGGAGAAAAUGGUAAAAAUUAAUAAAAUAUGGUAUGCUUACAGAUAAACUCCGUUAUAAUUGUCACACAGACACUGGUAAACCACGUUCGCAUUCCACACAAAACCACACAUACAAAGCGUCGUCAAAAGUCUCAUUCUUAGCUUUAUUAGCUUUGCACCGAUUAAACUGUCUUUUGUUAUCAUUUUGAAAAAAAAAAUUCUUCGAUUUUAGUUCUAUUUUUCUUCCAAUCCGAUACUGUAGAUGUACCGACACCAUAAUAUAAUGCUGCAAGAUUCACCUUUAUCAAUUCUACUUAAUGCUUCUAGUUUCUUUUCCAUUGUCACUACAACAUUUUUACGUUUUGUUGCCCUUAUAGACAAAAGACACACAAACACAAAAUCUGAAUAAAUUUACGAACGAUUACAAAACGGAAGCGAACAAUAAUACGACUUUACUACACAUAAUACCGUCUCUGAUGUUAUGUUAUUUAAUAAAAGUGAUGACUAAGACCAUUGUUAAAAAAAGAAUUUUAAUAGUCUUUUCUAAACAAUGCUAACACAGACAGUUUCAAAAAAAUAAAGGAUAAUACAGGUGCAUGUUGUUUUCGACAAUGAAUGUGGUGUACCAUGAGUCAUUUUUACUAUGUUAUAUGUAGUUCAAUCCGGUUCCAUUAUCUCUCAAAUAUUAUAUUACAUAGAGUUGGUACAAAACCUCGUGAACCUUGAAAAUGCGUAUGUAUAAACGAAAUAAAAUGAAGCCAAAAACAUACGACUAUUUUAUUUGCUGCGAAUUGCGCGACAGGGUCCCAUCUGCACCCUGAUUGCCCUGAUAUUUUCAGUAAUGUCGGAUUCAUCAAUCGUUUCGUUCGUAUAUAGGGCUUUUCAUCGAUUGUCAUUUGUUUCGAGCUUCUGUCAAAUGUUGUAUAAUCUGUGUAUAAUAUUUAUUUACACGGAUUAUACGACAUAUGACAGAAGCUCGAAACAAAUGACUGUGAAUGAAAAGCCCUAUUGACGUCACCAAAUGAAUGAAUUAGGUUUACGAGAUUUUGUAACAGCAAUACAUUUUUAUUGUUGAAAUGUUUGUCUGAUAAAAAUCGGUCCGGGUUAGCCGGAGUUCCGGGUUAUCGGGGGCCGACUUAUCGGGGUUCCACUGUAGUUUGAAAAGGCAUUUGAGAGCGCACACUGGAGAAAAGCCAUUUAAGUGUGAAACUUGCUUAAAACGGUUUUGUACUACAAGUGAAUUGAAAACGCAUUUAAGAGUGCACACUGGAGAAAAACCGUACAAGUGCGAGAUUUGUUGUAAGCAGUUUUCAGUAAAUUGUAAUUUGAAAAGUCAUUUAAAAGUACAUACUAGAAGAGAUCUUAACCGUUAGUAGAGUGAGUGUGUUGGUUGGCCUGUGUGCACAUGUUUUGACUUUGCGCGCUUUUUCUAUUGACAGAUGUUUUCUUACGCAUCGGAAUUUUCAUUCGAUUUUGCACAUCUUUAAAACGAAAAAAAAAACACAGACGUACUCCUAACACUUUCGCUGCUGACUUUUUUCGGGAGAUAUUACACAGGAGCGUCAAAAACCUUUUUUUUUUGUAAAAUGUCAUUGUAAUAAUUGAUAUUAGAAUAUAUAAUACUGUUAAAUUAAUUAAAUAAAGUGUAUA